CUGUGCCAGCAGCGGCCAAGUUGGGAUUUCCCCUGGUCCAGCAGCCCCAGACAGCACACGGGGCAAGGUAGGCUUUCUGCCUCCUUCACUUCCCCAGUGCAGGUGAGUGACCUGGCGGGAGGGGGUCACCCCUAAAAACAGGGGUAGUGCUAGGACUGAAACCCUCCCUUCUUGAUAACCCACUGGCAAGUUUGAGGAGCCAGGCUGCCAGUCGGGAGAUUCGGCCCGGUGUUCCCACUGGAGAGGGCGGCAAGUGCCCGGGCGAUCCCCUCACCUGCGUUCGGGAGAUAUACCCCCGCCCCCGCCCCGCCAGGAGGGUGAAAAGAUGGCCCCAGGAGCCAGCCGGCUGGGAGAAGGCGGAGUGAGAGGAGAGGCUGGGGCCGGGGUCGCUGGGCUGUCCCGGGCAGCCCUCCUCCGAGCGAGCCGGAGCAGGGGUGGAUUGGGAGCGCGCGGGGCGGGCCCGCGGUGGCCCCGGGGCGGUGGCGCCCGGCCGGAGAGGGUGGGGCGGAGCAGCCGCCCUGUACUUCCCCUUCGCCGCUAGCUCUACAACAGCCUGAUUUCCCCGAAAUGACGGCGCGCAGCCGGCCAAUGGGCGCCCGCGCGGCUGUCCGGGGGCGGGGCUGGCCAGGGCUGGGGAAUCCCGCUAAGUGUUUGGAUUGCUCGGUGGCGCCGCUGCCCUGGCAGAGCUCGCCACUCCUUCGUCGAGGUAGGACGUGCACCCGAGCCCCGCCGAACCGAGGCCACCCGGAGCCGUGCCCAGUCCUCGCCGGCCGUGCCCGGCGGCCUCAAGAACCCGGCAACCUCUGCCUUCUUCCCUCUUCCACUCAGAGUCGCGCUCCGCGCGACCUCACUGCAGCCCCUGCGUCGCCGGGACCCUCGCGCGCGGCCGCCGGAUCGCUCCUGCAGCAGAGCCAACAUGCCCAUCACUCGGAUGCGCAUGAGACCCUGGCUAGAGAUGCAGAUUAAUUCCAACCAAAUCCCGGGGCUCAUCUGGAUUAAUAAAGAGGAGAUGAUCUUCCAGAUCCCAUGGAAGCAUGCUGCCAAGCAUGGCUGGGACAUCAACAAGGAUGCCUGUUUGUUCCGGAGCUGGGCCAUUCACACAGGCCGAUACAAAGCAGGGGAAAAGGAGCCAGAUCCCAAGACGUGGAAGGCCAACUUUCGCUGUGCCAUGAACUCCCUGCCAGAUAUCGAGGAGGUGAAAGACCAGAGCAGGAACAAGGGCAGCUCAGCUGUGCGAGUAUACCGGAUGCUUCCACCUCUCACCAAGAACCAGAGAAAAGAAAGAAAGUCGAAGUCCAGCCGAGAUGCUAAGAGCAAGGCCAAGAGGAAGUCAUGUGGGGAUUCCAGCCCUGAUACCUUCUCUGAUGGACUCAGCAGCUCCACUCUGCCUGAUGACCACAGCAGCUACACAGUUCCAGGCUACAUGCAGGACUUGGAGGUGGAGCGGGCCCUGACUCCAGCACUGUCACCGUGUGCUGUCAGCAGCACUCUCCCCGACUGGCACAUCCCAGUGGAAGUUGUGCCGGACAGCACCAGUGAUCUGUACAACUUCCAGGUGUCACCCAUGCCCUCCACCUCUGAAGCUACAACAGAUGAGGAUGAGGAAGGGAAAUUACCUGAGGACAUCAUGAAGCUCUUGGAGCAGUCGGAGUGGCAGCCAACAAACGUGGAUGGGAAGGGGUACCUACUCAAUGAACCUGGAGUCCAGCCCACCUCUGUCUAUGGAGACUUUAGCUGUAAGGAGGAGCCAGAAGUUGACAGCCCAGGGGGGGAUAUUGGGCUGAGUCUACAGCGUGUCUUCACAGAUCUGAAGAACAUGGAUGCCACCUGGCUGGACAGCCUGCUGACCCCAGUCCGGUUGCCCUCCAUCCAGGCCAUUCCCUGUGCACCGUAGCAGGGCCCUUGGGCCCCUCUUACUCCUCUAGGCGAGCAGGACCUGGCAUCAUGGUGGAUAUGGUGCAGAGAAGCUGUACUUCUGUGGGUCCCUCAACAGCCAAGUGUGACCCCACUGCCAAGUGGGGAUGGGGCCUCCCUCCUUGGGUCAUUGACCUCUCAGGGCCUGGCAGGCCAGUGUCUGGGUUUUUCUUGUAGGGUAAAGCUGGCCCUGCCUCCCAGAAAGAUGAGGUUCUGAGACCAGUGUGUCAGGUCAGGGACUUGGAUAGGAGUCAGUGUCUGGCUUUUUCCUCUGAGCCCAGCUGCCUGGAGAGGGUCUCGCUGUCACUGGCUGGCUCCUAGGGGAACAGACCAGUGACCCCAGAAAAGCAUAACACCAAUCCCAGGGCUGGCUCUGCACUAAGAGAAAAUUGCACUAAAUGAAUCUCGUUCCCAAAGAACUACCCUCUUUUCAGCUGAGCCCUGGGGACCGUUCCAAAGCCAGUGAAAUGUGAAGGAAAGUGGGGUCCUUCGGGGCGAUGCUCCCUCAGCCUCAGAGGAGCUCUACCCUGCUCCCUGCUUUGGCUGAGGGGCUUGGGAAAAAAACUUGGCACUUUUUCGUGUGGAUCUUGCCACAUUUCUGAUCAGAGGUGUACACUAACAUUUCCCCCGAGCUCUUGGCCUUUGCAUUUAUUUAUACAGUGCCUUGCUCGGCGCCCACCACCCCCUCAAGCCCCAGAAGCCCUCAACAGGCCCAGGGAGGGAAGUGUGAGCGCCUUGGUAUGACUUAAAAUUGGAAAUGUCAUCUAACCAUUAAGUCACGUGUGAACACAUAAGGACGUUUGUAAAUAUGUACAUUUGUCUUUUUAUAAAAAGUAAAUUGUUUAUAA
This is a messenger RNA of Pongo pygmaeus (Bornean orangutan), 2762 nucleotides long. RefSeq names its product interferon regulatory factor 1 (gene IRF1). Gene Ontology annotation, cellular component: nucleus. The record is from RefSeq and is a predicted model, not a curated record. The transcript is spliced from 10 exons. The coding region runs from base 917 to 1894 and encodes 325 amino acids. Gene Ontology annotation, biological process: immune system process; regulation of transcription by RNA polymerase II. Gene Ontology annotation, molecular function: RNA polymerase II cis-regulatory region sequence-specific DNA binding; DNA-binding transcription factor activity, RNA polymerase II-specific. Lineage: Eukaryota; Metazoa; Chordata; Mammalia; Primates; Hominidae.